Messenger RNA from Pocillopora verrucosa, 2070 nucleotides. The record is from RefSeq and is a predicted model, not a curated record. Lineage: Eukaryota; Metazoa; Cnidaria; Anthozoa; Scleractinia; Pocilloporidae.
GUGACGACCACCAAGGCAUCUCGCCGAAACCACCAAAAAUACAAACCGCAAAUGGAACAGCGAUCUGCUGGGGGCAUGACGUCAUCGAAUGUGAAGACUGACACGAAACCAUUACAUGGCGUAGUCGCUGUAUGGAAUAGUCUUCACUUCGCUUUGCCGUAAAGCAGAGCCAAUUCGGUAUCGUUGUUUGUUGUCCUUCAGUACUGUUAAGAGUCAUGGACUUUCGUCAGCAUUUAUCAGAUUCCCUAAAUGAAAUAACUGAAUAUAUACAAGAAGGCGGAAAUCGUGGAGGUGAUUUAGAGAAUACUGUUUUAAGACUGGAGGUUCUUUACGAGGCAGCGUUGAUCAAUGGGGACAUUCCUUUAGAUGCGGUUGACUUAAUCAAUCAAGCUCGUACACACCUGAACGUAAACUUGCAUCAACAAGAGCCUUUUCGUGGGUAUGAAGCACCAGCAGUGAGUGAGGCAGGUCGCCGAGGAAGACCUAAGUUUGCGAUUUCCGAGAAGCAGCUGCUAUUUUUCAGAGAGAACAACUUCACGUAUAAAGACAUGGCUCUAAUGCUUGGGGUUAGCAAGCGAACUAUUGAAAACCGUAUGGCCGAGUACGAGUUGACGAACAAGUCCCGCUACAGUGACAUAGAGGACGAUUUCCUGGAUUCUUUAAUCCAGCGUAUCAUGACAAAUUUCCCUAGAUCGGGUUGCAAAACAAUCGAGGGUUACCUUGUUUCGCAAGGUGUACAUGUGCAGAGGUGGAGACUAAGGAGUGCCAUAAAGAGAGUCGAUCCCAUUGGCAGGAGGCUAAGGUCUAUGAAUGCCAUCCGUAGACGAGUGUAUAACGUACGUUCCCCACUGGCCCUCUGGCAUAUGGACGGGAAUCACAAACUGAUACGAUGGCGAUUCGUGGUUCACGGCUGUAUUGACGGUUACAGUCGCUCCGUCGUUUAUCUUAAGUGCGAUACGAAUAACACGUCUGUCACAGUCUUGCGUCUCUUUGAGGGUGCGGUGUCUGAAUGGGGAUUGCCAUCACGAGUCAGGGGCGACAUGGGAGUUGAAAACAGAGACGUGGCACACUACAUGUUGAACCAUACAGCAAGAGGGCCCGGAAGAGGGAGUUACAUCACCGGACGAAGCGUGCACAACUCGCGUAUAGAAAGACUCUGGCGCGAUGUGUACCAGUUAGUCCUAUCCUCAUUUUACGACCUUUUCCUUUCUCUCGAAGCAUGCGGUCAGCUCGAUCCGGACAACGAAGGGCAUCUAUUUUGCCUUCACUUCACUUAUCUCCCAAUAAUCAACGAGGCCCUUUCAAAAUUUGUGCUAUCCUGGAAUAAUCACAAAAUACGUACUGCAGGAAACAAAAGUCCUUUACAACUGUUCAUACUAGGGAUGCAAGAAAUUGCGGAAGAAAGUGGUAUUGUGGCAUCAGAAUACUUUCAAAACCUUAGUCAGAGGGACUUGGAGGGAUACGGUGUGGAUCCUACGGCUUACUUUCAUGACGGCACAGAUGAUGCACUACAGAAUGAGGUUGUCGUCCCACCGACACGGUGUCCGUUAGAUGCUGAUUCGUGUACGAUUUUUAAGGCAAGCAUGUCAGAAGUCCAAGGCGAAGAUCCAUGGGACAUUACACCAUAUCUGCAUGCACUGGAAACGAUGAAUCGUCUGAAAACCUAGGUUUUAACAUUUUGUAUAAUGCACCAGUGUACGCCACUUACGUUAAAGUAUCUCCCCCCCCCCCCAUCCUAUCAUCUUACUUUUCUAUUUCGUUGGACAAUGUGUUGUUUUUUGUUUAUUUCGGUUACACCGGGAAAAUGAGUACACUUGGCAUCACUCAUAAUGUAUCCUAUCGUAAUCUGCGAUUUCAUGUCAGCUUGCGAUAACCCCAACCUAAGCUGAGUGGAACUGGUGCUGAAAUAGUGAGAGGUUGUAACGUCUGACUAUGAAUAGACAGCACACAGAUAACAUAAAAGAUAACAUUUUAAUACCAAAAUGUAUCGAUUGGGACUUUUAAACAGUAUAGUAAGUGAAAACGUAACGGCUUUAAAAAUUGCGCAAUAAACGUCCUUCGCUUUACUUU